AUGGUAUUAAUUAAAUCAGCUCAGUACAAGUUCUACCGUAAAGCAGUCAACCGUGAGCGAAAAUCAUGUAAAGCUGUCUUCUAUGAAACCAAGGUACAAAGCAUGAAAGAAGAAAAUCCGAAGGCAUGCUGGAGAGAAGUUAAACGUUUGUCCGGUGCACGCUCGCAUUCUGUGGCCUUAUGUAACCAUAUUCAUGCGGAGGGUGCUGAAGAGCUAUCUCCACAGGAUCUGGCGAACGUUAUCAAUGAAGCGUUACUAGAAUCAAUGGAAGAAAAUCGUCUGUCCCGCCCACUGGCCCAAAUCCUCCUAGAAGGGGACUCAGCUCACCUCCCGGUGGUAUCGGGUUGCGCAUUGCGAGACUCUUAG
Molecule: messenger RNA, 366 nt
Organism: Porites lobata
Lineage: Eukaryota; Metazoa; Cnidaria; Anthozoa; Scleractinia; Poritidae
Source: the annotation of a GenBank genome assembly